AUGUCGGGGACACCAGCAGGACAGGCCGUUGAAGAGAUCCUAGAACACAGGCAAAUGAAAUACUGCCGUGACAUAUCUAAUCCUGCGACAAUAACCACCCUUUCAGCGCUUCUAAUCUAUCAUGUCGCCCUCAACUUUCCACAUGAUGUACGACGUCUGAGGGGGCGAAGAUCUAUUGCCACACUACUCUCUGCCAUCAACUGGCUUGCUAUCACUGGCACUAUCAUUACGCUCAUGCCCCUUCCGCAGAGUACUACACAGGUAGGCAGCAUAUAUCUCGUGAGGUUGGAUAUCAUCACUCGUGCAUCUGUGGUCAUCUCGGACAUCCUCGUAGUUGCAGCAACCUGGUACUACAUUAGCCGUACAAGCUCUGUGAGAACAGAGCUAGUACGUGAUAUGUGGACUGCAAGGCCCAAUCUCACAACUGUCAUGUUCCGAGAUGGUACCUUGUACUUCCUAAUCAUCUCGCUGCUCAACCUUGGCGACCUCAUCAUGACCAUUAUCACUGUUAGUAGUUCUUUUUACACAGUGGAUAUAACAAGUUUGAUUCCGGCGAUGUCAAGUAUUCUCAUCUCCCGCUUUCUCAUCUGCAUCCGCGAGGCUGCAGAACGCUCAACACGAGCAUUCGGCUCCCAAUCUCUAUCCUUCAUCGAUUCGCAAGGCAGCCCUUCCCCACAACCCUGGCUCUCUAGUGUAGAGUUUGCUUCAGACAUCGCCAACCACUCUGCAGAGGAUGGUCUUGCGGAUGCUUUCCCCGAUCUCGACAACAACGACGACAACUUGGACUCAGGAGCCGAAGAAGAAGCACAGAUAGCCGAAGAUGAGAAUGGGAUUGAGAUGGACGAGUACGCGUCAGGUGGACAGCAAUCUCCUCUGAUGUGA
This is a messenger RNA of Postia placenta MAD-698-R-SB12, 882 nucleotides long. RefSeq lists its product as hypothetical. The coding region runs from base 1 to 882 and encodes 293 amino acids. The transcript has 7 exons. The record is from RefSeq and is a predicted model, not a curated record. NCBI's taxonomy places the organism in Eukaryota, Fungi, Basidiomycota, Agaricomycetes, Polyporales, Adustoporiaceae.